Molecule: messenger RNA, 3641 nt
Organism: Exophiala oligosperma
Lineage: Eukaryota; Fungi; Ascomycota; Eurotiomycetes; Chaetothyriales; Herpotrichiellaceae
Exons: 4
Coding region: 1-3372 (1123 amino acids)
Source: RefSeq, a predicted model, not a curated record
AUGUCAUUGAAUGGCCUUGAUGAAGCUGCGGUCGCCGAAGCGCACCAGGCUGCGCUUGCUGACGCUGGAGGAUGGUUCCUCCUCAAGUAUGCCAACCGUGACACAGUAGAGCUGCUGCAGAAGGGAACUGGAGGGAUCCAGGAAGUCAGAGGUGUGGUAGAAAGAUAUGAGGAAAAGUCACCGUUGUACGGCAUGGUGCAGUACCGGCGCAAAAAAGUCAUUCUCAAAUAUGUGCCAGAGGGAACGUCGCGACUGUUGCAAGUGCGCUUGACCGUCCAAUUCCAAUCGGUCCUAGAAGCAUUUACACCUCAUGACAACGUCUUUUCGUUCACUGUCGCUUCAGAGCUGACCGAUUCGGCCCUGGGCCUGAGCACGAUGCUGCUGCCAUCUGCGGGCUCAUUGACAUCGUCUACUUCAUCGUUACGACGUCGAAGACUGGAUGAAAUCACUGAAGAUGCCGAAGAAGGGAGCUCUAUGCCUGAAGAAAAAGUUGUCCGCCCAGCGCAAGUGGAACAGGAACCUGCUAUACCCAAGUAUGGGAGGCACGAAUUAGAUGAGCUGCCAGCAAGUGCAGUCCUCGCGAAAGCACUUCUGGCAAAGAGAAAAGAAAUCACUGCUGCAGUCUCUACAGGUCAAGAUGAAGACUCAGUCCGCCUGGAAAACCCUUUACCUCUGCCUAAGGACACCGUUUCUCACAAAGGAACAACAUCUCCAAAUCCAGCCACUGACAAGGACUUGCCUGCCACACCAGUGUCAACUCCGCCAACUACGAGCGGUGGUGAGGCUGGACGGGCACCAGAUUUCGAAGCCGCAAGCAACAUCCUUUUAGACGCAACGAGUCGAGAACUAGCCGAGCCUACUACACCACGUCCUCCUCAAUCUCAUCAUCUUUCGCCUGCUGAGUCGGAUAGUAUCAGUCAAUGGAGCAGUAAUGUUGCCUCGUACGCUGAUGUUAAGCCUAAGAAGAAAAAGCUAGGACCGAGACCACAUGUCGAGGCUACGCAUCGUCCAAAGACGUCCGGCAAUGCUGACGGCAGUCUCGGCGUACGACCAGUUGCAAACCUACCGCACAGCAUUCGUGUGAACAAUAGGUCUCUACUGACGCUUUCGGGUCGUCCAGGGUCACAGCAAUCCACUCGCAGUGUUCCUGGACGUUUCGCGAACUCGAGCCAUUCGUUCAAUGGACCACCACCACUACCAACCACCUCUCAUAUACAGUCGCUCUACAACCCCAUAGAAAGUCGGCCAGCCGUAUCAAGAGCGGCUUCGGUCACCACCGAAGCAUCUACAGCGACGCCAGAAAAAUUAAGGAUGAUGAAGGCCCUCCAGCUUCGCAAGCGGAACAUGUUGCUCGCACAGCGAUCAACGUUGUCACCUACCACCUCGCAUGCACCUACUCCUUCGGAUUCAAGCCUUAGUACUAUCUCGUCGAGCAAUAACUUGUCCACAGUGGCUAGUCAGGAGCAGCUUUCUAGUGUCGAUGAGGAGUCAAAAUUGACACAGUCCUCCACCACGACAUCUCCUACCUUCAUGACGAACACUUCAGAGGAGCCAUCUACCAAGGCGUCAUCCUUCUCAGAGCAAGAUAAUAUCUCGAACAAGCGCAGAUCACUGUCUUCAGCUACCAGUUCAUCGAUUACGCCGAAAGCUCCAGCUCCAGAGCCUGCUACACAAUCUCCUGAGAUAGUGAUCGCUACUAACCCUUCCAGUACACACGGGCUGGGUAUUCCUCUAUCGAACAGCCAGCAAUCUGAUAUCAGCAAAGACAACUCGACUUCUGAUCACACACCAGCAUCCGCUAUGGACAGUUUUCCGACAACAGUGCCUACUCUGGAACUACCUUCACAAGCAAAGCGUCACGCACCUCGGCCAUUUCAGCUGGCUGGUGGUGAUACAUCUGCUUCUGAAGAUUUAUCUGAGGACGAACUUCUUAUGGAUGACAUCCACAAUGCAACCGUGCACGAAGCGAAACCAGUAUCUGUUGCUCGUUCUCCGGUUACUCCUAUCAUAUCAACGAAAGGAAGUUCGGAUAGGUUGCGCGAAAUUGUGACCAAACCUUCGUUGCCCAGCCAUCCUCCCAAAACCAGCCGUGGUAGUACUCCAGACGGGAAACGUACUGACAGUAGGUCCGGCAGUGUUCGAAGCGUGUCUACAGCACUUCCACAAUGGCCCCCUGUGCAAGCUGAGCCAAUGCCCGCUCCCUUGAACAAGAAACCAACUCUUGGAACGGGGAUUUCCAAGCGCAUCAAGGCUCUGGAGGUACUUACAGCAAAAGACACGAUUGCGUCGCAACCCCCUACACCUGCCCGGGAGACUACUAUUGGGAAGUCAGCUUUCUCCUCAUUCAUGAAACGUUCGUCGCUCAUUGGAAGCCCGAUGAAACCGAACGCCUCGACCGAGACAUCACCCCCAAGGCAAACACCGCCGAUAACAUCGCUGUACGAUCCUGUCAAGCGUGUGAAUGACGCGAAGGAGCCUCGACGACCGUCUGUCGAUAGCUAUACGCCCUUUCACAAAGCAGAUACCAUAUCUGUCACUGCAAAAAUUGUCCGAGAUCCCAACAGCAAGCACCCUCCUAUGUCACCCAGUUCGAAUUUCAAUAGCCCUCUUAAUCUUUUUCGAAGUCCCUUAAUCGUGGAGCAUGAGAAGCAUGACAAUCUUCACAGAAAAGACUCAUUUACUUCCAGGCAGUCCAACACUAAAAGCCCAACCAAAUCGGAUAGAGGCCGUUUUUCAUUCUCCUCGCACCGUUCUGCUUCACAAAUCAAUCUACCUCGCUCAGAAUCAAAUCACAGCAAGAUUUCACUCACCAGCACACACAAAAAGCAUGGACCGCGGUCCAACAGUGAUACGGCCUCCUUCACGGAAGAAAAGAAAUCUUCGAGGACGAGUCGGUUGAUGAAGCGAGUGUCAAACCUGACAGCAUCCCGGAGCAAAGGACAAUCGACCUCGAAGGAGCAGUUACAUCCAAAUACAAUCCAGGAACAGAACGAUGAAGACACCAAGGAACAUUCUGUCUCCGAAUCACUGAUGCACAUUGUCGAUAUUGGUGAUGUGAACGUCCAAUUCCCCGAAUCUCUCCUUUGGAAGCGCCGUUUCAUGAGGAUUGAUGAUCAAGGAUAUCUCAUAUUUUCACCACCCAUGAAUGAUUCAAAUACAAAAUCUGUCGGCAGGAAAUAUCAUCUCAGCGACUUUAACCGACCAGCGUUACCGGAUUUGGAGAGGGAAGAGAUUGCUUGGAGCAUAGUUCUUGAUUUGAAGGACGGAUCAUGUGUACAGUGUGCAUGCGAGGGCAGGCAGUCUCAACAAGCAGUGCUGCAAAUGCUUGUUGAUGCACACAACGCUUACCACCAAUUAUAUCAUGGAGGUUGAGAUGUGCCAUGGAUGCCAGAAGCAACGACAAACAUUACGACUCUUCAACGUUUGCAAUACCCAACUCGCGUGAAUUUAGAUGAUUGACGAGCAUCAAGCAAAGGCGCUGGAAUGGUUGGCAAACGGCGAUCUAAGCCCUUCGGUAUUGGCGAACACGAGAUUUUGGUCCCAAUUGUGAACAGCGCAUGGGCAGGACAGGACUUUUUAUCUAUAGUCAUGGUCACAACAGCUUAAUGUGUAUCAAUCAAUGCUAACAACAUUCAAUACUG